AUGUUCGUCUCCACUUUGCCUUCAUGGGUGUGCGAGAAGAAAACGCACGUGCGGCCUAUGAGGACAAUCACUGGUGUGCUGAUGGUCACAACGAUUGCCUACGUCCUGGUCGGCCUUCUGGGAGGUAUGGCAUUCGAACCGUUCUUCAACUCAAGCAACACCUUGCUCUCAGAACUUCAGCACAUUGCACCGGAGGCUCCGAAGAUCCUGCGACUUGUGGCGAAAUCGACGAUCCAGGCAUAUUCCAUCUCAGCGAACCUGGCGUCCGUCCCCAUCUUCUGCAUCCUCAUGCGCUACAACCUGCAGGAAGGCAUUGGAAUCACCCGGGGUUGGGCAAGUGCCAUCGCCAUCCUGCUUCCCUUUGUUCUGGCCAUCGCCUUCUACAGUGGCAAGGGCUUUCAGACUGCUGCGGCUCGUCGGCUCAGGAUUUGA
Molecule: messenger RNA, 432 nt
Organism: Symbiodinium sp. CCMP2456
Lineage: Eukaryota; Dinophyceae; Suessiales; Symbiodiniaceae
Source: the annotation of a GenBank genome assembly